CUUCUUCCUUGCAUAAUCCUGCCCUUACCAGAACUGCUCUUGUAUUUCAGGAAGUCCCUCCUGCUAUUCUCUACCUAGCAUGUUUGUGCACAUUAUAUAUAUAUAACCAAACAGCCCAACUCUCUCAGAUCAUAGACUGCUUUCCCUUUCCUCCAAGACUCAUCAGAAAAUUGGUUCUUUGGCUCAGAGGGCCUCUCGGCUUCAGACCAUGGAGGGUGUCACGUUGAGAUGGGGAGCUGCAACAGUUGUACUGCAAGGACUGCUGGCAUUGAUCUUUCUUCUUUCAGGAAUUUCUGCCUUGAAGUGCCAUGGUUCCACAACCAUGAAUCUUACCACUCCGCACAAGGGAAACUCCUCAUCUCGUAUCACCCCAGAAAGCGGUAUUACCAACUGCUCCAGUACUGAGAAUGUUUGCACAGAUGUCCAACUUAUAUUAACUAUAGAUAAAGACGUUUUGAUAAUAAGCUACAAAGGCUGCGCCAGCAAGGACCUUAUGGAUGAAACAAAAUCAAUCAACUCUGGUGAUCGACACUUUGCCAUCCAGUUCGACCAGAGCUACUGUUUUGGUGACCUUUGCAAUGAGAAAACGAGGGAAGUUCCCAAGACCCCUAUCAAGGACAAAGUAACUGGGUCCAACCAGUGUUACACAGGCUUUGAGUGGAGCGCCACUAGAUACAUCCAGGAGACUACGAAAUGUGGCAAAGACUACGACCGGUGUUACGAAGGCAGCAUGAACGUUACUAUUUCAGAUAGAAAUGGAUUCAGCUCUUUUCCCAUGAACAUCAGGACCUGCCAGCGCUCAGCUUGCGAUGUUAUAAAGAGCCAAUCCUUCGGCCCUAUAAAUAUCACCAGCGAGUCGGGGCCUUGCUGCUCCGGCAGCAAUUGCAAUUGGGAGAAGAAUGACUUUGCAUUCACGAUAGUCAAUCAUGGUGUGAGGACCAACCCAUACCUGUCUUAUGAUCAUUAUGGGUCAGGUUUCCAAGGGCUCAGCCUUCAACUUUGCCCUUUCCUGGUAGUCCUGGGAACCACGAUCCUCUGGAUAUAAGGGUGAGGAAGGGGGUCUGGGAGCACCUGAACUGCUGGAACCUGCAUUUGGGUUUGGAAGGGCUGUGUUGUGGGGAAGGAAGGGAGGAAGGGAGUUAGAAUCAUAGAAUCAUAGAGUUGGAAGAGACCACAAGGGCCCUCCAGUCCAACCCCCUGCCAAGCAGGAAACGUGACCUGUCCCAACCAAUUGCAUGUAUGGCUCAUAUGUAGAAAAUAAAAAUUUAUUUUGGAUAA
This is a messenger RNA of Zootoca vivipara (common lizard), 1278 nucleotides long. RefSeq lists its product as uncharacterized. Lineage: Eukaryota; Metazoa; Chordata; Lepidosauria; Squamata; Lacertidae. The record is from RefSeq and is a predicted model, not a curated record.